UUCUGUGCGUUCUCAUGAAAGAACGAUAAUCAAAUGUAAGGAGUUUGAGUGUAAAAUUAGAUUCUUAAUAGUCCCCUUUUCAGAAUUUUAUUUGCUAGAAAUAUAUUUUAGAAUGCUUGGUUCACAUCCCAUGAUGAGGAGAUGAUGGCAAAAUUGUUAAUGGGAACAAUAAUUCCCUUCUACACCACUUUGUUUACAACAUUUUUGGUGCUGGCUGCUAAAUCAGAAGAAGUUACUCAGACUGUGGACGCAUACUUUUCAUUUUGUGUCCAAACGGAAGAUUUUGACUAUGCCCAAGCUUUCAAUGGAUGGUGUUUGAUGGUUCACUUGGCAAUCCUUCUUCUGACCAGUGCAUAUGUUUGGUGGUACAUGAACACGGAAAAUGAACAAGGGUUUUUUGGCUUCUUUGAAUGUCCAUCGUUCAAGACUGUUACCAUUGGAAUACUUGCCAUUUUAGGGUUCAUGACAAUUUGGUUUCUUGGUCUUAUGGAUGAGGAUUCGGAAGAAACUCUACCACAUGUGUCACCACUUCUGCUCAUAGUACCAUUAGCAAUUCUCCUUAUAAACGUGAUCAAAGAGAAAGAGGUCACCGGUCCUUUCCUGACCAGCAAGCUGAUCAGGCUAAAGAAAAUGAUAUGCUGCAGAAGCUCGACUGUUGCUCCUUUAAAUCAGCCGGCAGAUGUCUCUAUCAUUGAACUCAACCCCCGCAAUUUUGGGCCACAAAUUGGAUCAAAUAGAAUCAUUGAUGACGGAGGCAUUUAUGUUGGUCCAUCAAGUUCAACCAGUCUACCAGUGGUCUCUGUUGUUUAAAUCCUAAGUUCAACAUUUUAGAUUUAUAUAUUUUACUCAAUAUUUGACUUUUGCAAAGAUAUCUAUCAAUUAAAGGAUUUACAAGUAUUGAA
Eurytemora carolleeae is the source of this 902-nucleotide messenger RNA. RefSeq lists its product as uncharacterized. The record is from RefSeq and is a predicted model, not a curated record. NCBI's taxonomy places the organism in Eukaryota, Metazoa, Arthropoda, Copepoda, Calanoida, Temoridae. The transcript has 3 exons. The coding region runs from base 142 to 810 and encodes 222 amino acids.